AUGGCAAACGAGGAAGCGAAGAAAGAAGUUGUCGAGCAGGCUCCGGUUGUUGAAGAAGAGGACGAUGAUGAGCCGGAUGAGUGGGACAAGAGAAUCUUUAGCACUGGCUGUGCAGAGGAGAACACGGCGCUGAAUGACUGCUUUCGCGAGAAGCUAGACUGGCGGGCCUGCAAGGAACAGAUGGAUCUGUUCAAGCAGUGCUGGAAGCAGCGGGGAAAUGAUCAAAGGACAGAGUCCAAGGACGCCGAGUGA
Molecule: messenger RNA, 252 nt
Organism: Ramularia collo-cygni
Lineage: Eukaryota; Fungi; Ascomycota; Dothideomycetes; Mycosphaerellales; Mycosphaerellaceae
Exons: 4
Coding region: 1-252 (83 amino acids)
Biological process (GO): mitochondrial respiratory chain complex IV assembly
Cellular component (GO): mitochondrial intermembrane space
Source: RefSeq, a predicted model, not a curated record